Molecule: messenger RNA, 1429 nt
Organism: Daucus carota subsp. sativus
Lineage: Eukaryota; Viridiplantae; Streptophyta; Magnoliopsida; Apiales; Apiaceae
Product: beta-ketoacyl-[acyl-carrier-protein] synthase III A, chloroplastic-like
Exons: 8
Coding region: 213-1316 (367 amino acids)
Biological process (GO): fatty acid biosynthetic process
Cellular component (GO): chloroplast
Molecular function (GO): 3-oxoacyl-[acyl-carrier-protein] synthase activity
Source: RefSeq, a predicted model, not a curated record
AUAUAUUUAUUAUAUCCCCAACUGUCUUUCAUCCUUUCUUUUACCACAUUUAAAGUUCAGUUUGUUCUUCAACUGUUAAACAACAUCUUCUUGUCAUUUCAUCAACUACACGUCCAAACCAAGCUAAAGAUCACACCUCUACAACAUUUCUCGAACACUCUCAAAAUAAAAAUCUAAUCUUUAUAUCCUUGAUCAUAAGAAACACACACACAAUGGCAAAUGCAUGUGUGGCUGCAAGAGUGGUGUGUUCUAGCAUUGUUGAAGGUGUUUCUGCUUCUGAUUCUAGGGUGCCCAGGUUUAUCAGUAAAGGCUGCAAACUAGUUGGGUGUGGUUCUGCAGUGCCAAGUUUAAAGGUGUCGAAUGCUGAUCUUGCGAAAUUUGUUAAAACCAAUGAUGAAUGGAUCUCCACUCGCACAGGGAUUCGGAAUCGACGGAUUCUUUCAGGAACCGAAAGCUUAGUGGGUCUGGCUGCAGAAGCAGCGAGGAAAGCUCUUGAGAUGGCCGAAGUUGAUCCUGAUGAUGUGGACCUAGUCUUAUUAUGUUCGUCGACUCCUGAGAAUCUCUUUGGAAGUGCUACUCAGAUCCCAAAAGCUCUUGGCUGCAAAAAGAAUCCAAUGGCUUACGAUAUAACAGCUGCUUGUAGUGGAUUCAUCUAUGGUAUUGUCUCAGGGUCUAGUUAUAUCCGAGGUUCUGGCUUUAAAAAUGUUCUUGUGAUCGGGGCUGAAGCGCUUUCUCGUUAUACUGACUGGACUGAUAGAGGGACCUGUAUCCUCUUUGGGGAUGCUGCUGGUGCUGUGUUGCUCCAGGCUUGUGAUGUCGAGGAUGAUUGUUUAUUUGGUUUCGACUUGCACAGCGAUGGGGACGGUCACAGACAUCUGAAUGCCGCCAUGGAGCAAAAGGAAUUGGAUGAUGCAUCGGCCUCAAAUGGUUUAGUAUUAGGGUUUCCCCCGAACAGAGCCUCAUAUUCAUGCAUAAAGAUGAAUGGUAAGGAGGUUUUUAAGUUUGCUGUUCGUGUUGUGCCACAGUCAGUUGAAUAUGCACUGCAGAAUGCUGGUCUCACGGUGUCUAGCAUUGAUUGGUUACUGCUUCAUCAGGCAAACCAGAGGAUCCUUGAUGCAAUUGCUAAUCGUUUAGAAGUCCCAUUAGAGCAGGUUAUCUCCAACUUGGAAAAUUAUGGCAACACAAGUGCAGCAUCUAUCCCUUUGGCAUUGGAUGAAGCUGUUCGAAGUGGGCGGAUCAAACCAGGCCACACUAUUGCAGCAGCUGGUUUCGGGGCUGGUUUAACAUGGGGUUCUCUUAUCAUAAGAUGGGGAUGACUUUCGGAAAUCUUUACAAUAUAGAACAAAAAAGGUUACAUACAUCAGCUCUUCAGUUUUUUCUUCCAAUUCAGAUGAAUGCAGUUGCUUUAAAGAAGUUGCAGUUGAUUUUU